Molecule: messenger RNA, 1416 nt
Organism: Ruditapes philippinarum (Manila clam)
Lineage: Eukaryota; Metazoa; Mollusca; Bivalvia; Venerida; Veneridae
Product: baculoviral IAP repeat-containing protein 2-like
Exons: 9
Coding region: 93-1094 (333 amino acids)
Source: RefSeq, a predicted model, not a curated record
AGCUUGCAAUAGUAUAGGAAUGUCGAGAAGAUUUAGUGCGAUGUUUUGUGUGCGGGAUAGGCUUGAAGGACUGGAUAAAGACUGAUGACGUCAUGGAAGAACACCGGAAGUAUUCGUCUGCGUGCCCGUAUCUAUUGCAAAAUUUAACGUCAACGGAAGUUGACUCUUCUCGCCAAGCCGGGAACCAGACGUCAUACAGAGUUCGCUCCCCUCAGUAUCAAACUAUGAAUGCGAGGCUGGAAACAUUUGAACGUUUUCCGAGUAAUGUAGACAUACCACAUCAACAAUUAGCCGUUGCUGGACUAUUUUACACAGGAGAAGGUGAUUUAUGUCGGUGUUUCACGUGCGAUGGUGGUCUUAAAGACUGGAGUACGGGCGACGACCCUUGUAAAGAACAUGCUACGUAUUUCCCUAAGUGUAACUAUAUCAUACAACUGAAGGGGGCUUCAUAUGUGAGAGACAUGCAACAUAGAAGAGGAUCAAACGUGCCGUCGACGGGUACUGGUGGUGGGUCAGCCAUGCAAACAUCAACGGCAACAACAGCAACAACAGCAGCAACAACAACAACAACAGGAGCAACAACUUUAAGCAUGCCGUCAAUGGAUAGGCUUAACAUUUCGGGCAGCUUAAACAGGAGGUCAACGGACAUACAGUUAAGGGAGAUGGGAUAUUCCGAAAGUGACGUGGAACACGCUAAAGCUGAAAUAAGAAGAAAAGGUGAUUCUAACCCAAGUGUUGAAUUGAUUGUGAACACUAUCCUAGACAUGCAAGACAGGACAAAUACCGCAACAGAUAGGACAAAUGCCACGCAAGAUAGAACAAAUAUCGCACCAGAUAGGACAAAUGUCGCGCGGGAUAGAUCGAACGCCACACCUGAAGCACAGAAUGAAUCCGAAGAUAUACAAGAAAUAGCGGCUGAACAUGAAAGACUGUCAAGGAUUGUUCAAUGUAUGCUUUGUGUCAAAGAGGAACCGGAUGUUCUAUUUCUGCCAUGCGCACAUCACAGACUUUGUCAUAACUGCUCGGACAAGGUUUCUCGAUGUCCAGUGUGUGAAACAGUGGUGAAGGAGAAAGUUCGGACGUAUCGAGCAUAGCGAAAGGGGCGCGUAACAAAGAUGUAACAUUUCACGUGCGUUACUCCAAAGUCGUCUUAUUUCUUUUUUUUUCUCCCAUUUCUUGUAUUCAGUUUUUAAUAUAGCUUCAUCUAGUCAUUUCAAACCUGUAAAAUGCUUAUAAUGUUUCAACAUCUUAAUGUUUAGGGAAAAAAUCAUAUUUUUUUAAAAAAAUAUACCGAAAAUAUAUACCGUUUUAUUUUUCACAGAGUUUUAAACAUUCGCCAUUUGAAACAUUUUUAAUGUUUAUAUAAACGUCGUUCUAGAAUAAGCUUAACAGACAAAGCACAAAAAAUAGAAUUGC